Sorghum bicolor (sorghum) is the source of this 3474-nucleotide messenger RNA. Its product is annotated as probable LRR receptor-like serine/threonine-protein kinase At3g47570. Lineage: Eukaryota; Viridiplantae; Streptophyta; Magnoliopsida; Poales; Poaceae. The coding region runs from base 80 to 3286 and encodes 1068 amino acids. Gene Ontology annotation, cellular component: plasma membrane. Gene Ontology annotation, biological process: protein phosphorylation. The transcript is spliced from 2 exons. Gene Ontology annotation, molecular function: protein kinase activity; protein binding; ATP binding. The record is from RefSeq and is a predicted model, not a curated record.
AAUGUUUGUCAAAUAAAAACGAAAAUGCUAUAGCACCAAAAUCCAAAGAAAUUUCAGAACUAAACAAGGUGGCUGCAGCAUGCACAUGCCAGAAGACCAAUCAUCACUGACCCCGUUGUUUUGUUCCUCGCACUGCCCGCGCCCGCUGGAGAGUGCAGAGGCAACAGGCAUGGCACCACGCACGCUGAGCCUGCUGCUCCUGCUGACGCUCGUGGUGGCCGCCGUUGUAGGAGCCGGAGCCGACGACGAGGCCGCGCUGAUGGCCUUUAAGUCCGCGGCGAUCGCUGGCGGCGGCGGCAGCAAUGGCGACGCGCUUGCGUCGUGGAACAGUAGCAGCGCCGGCGGAUUCUGCAGCUGGGAGGGGGUGACGUGCGGGACCAGGCACCGCCGAGUGGUGGCGCUGAGCUUGCCCCUGCACGGGCUGAGUGGAGCACUCUCGCCUGCCGUUGGGAACCUGUCGUUCCUCACGACGCUCAACCUCAGCUCCAACGCAUUCAGCGGUGGCAUCCCCGACAGCCUCGGCCGCCUCCGCCGCCUCCAAGAACUCGACCUGAGCUACAACGCCUUCUCAGGCAAGGUCCCCGCCAACCUGAGCUCCUGUACCAGCCUGGUGCUCAUGCGCCUCCGCUUCAACCAGCUCACCGGGAGCGUGCCCCGCGAGUUCGGUGAGAAAUUGGUGAAUCUCAUGGUGCUCAGUGUAUGGAACAACAGCCUCACCGGCACCAUCCCGGCGUCACUGGCCAACCUGUCGUCGCUUAGCAUCCUGUCUCUUGCGUUCAACCAGCUCCACGGCACCAUCCCGCCUGGCCUCGGCGGCAUCCAGGCCCUCCGGCACCUCGACCUCAACAACAACCACCUCUCUGGCGAACCCCCACACUCCUUGUACAACCUGUCUUCACUCGAAAGGUUUCAGAUCAAUGAUAACAUGCUCCAUGGCAGAAUUCCUGAUGUCAUAGGCAGCAAGUUUCACAGCAUGCUGGAGCUUGAGUUUUAUGCUAACCACUUCACCGGGUCCAUCCCUGUUUCACUCUUCAACCUCACUACACUGCAGAUGCUUGACCUCUCAGAAAAUUGGCUCCGUGGAUAUGUGCCUAGUGCAAUUGGAAGAUUGGUAGCUCUACAAAGCCUAUCGUUGUACAGAAACCUGCUACAGGCAGAUGGCAAGGAGGGCUGGGAAUUCAUCACAUCCCUCUCAAACUGCACCCAGCUCACGCAAUUUGAAAUCGGCCUCAACGCCGGUUUAACUGGGCAGCUGCCAAGUUCAAUAGCGAAUCUAUCUAGCCUACAAAUGCUCCGCUUUGAUGGAUCUGGGAUCUCAGGAAGCAUACCAUCAGCCAUCAGCAGUCUGCUCAACCUACAAGUCCUUGGUAUGUCAAGUACUUUCAUAUCAGGGGUUAUUCCAGAGAGCAUUAGCAGGCUGGGAAACUUGAGUGUGAUAGAUUUGUUCAACACUGACUUGUCAGGCAUCAUUCCUUUAUCUAUUGGAAAUCUCACAAGGUUAAUUGUCUUUGAUGCACAUCAUUGCAACUUUGGGGGGCCAAUUCCAGCAAGCAUAGGGAACAUAGAGAAUCUAUGGACGCUUGAUUUAUCAAAGAACUUCCUCAAUGGUUCAAUUUCCAAUGAGAUUUUCAAACUGCCAUCCCUUGUUUAUUUAAACUUAUCAUACAAUUCAUUAUCGGGACAUCUUCCUUCUGAAAUGAGUAGUUUGGGGAACCUUAACCAACUAGUUCUGUCUGGGAACCAAUUGUCUGGCGAGAUACCUGAGAGUAUUGGGGAAUGCACUGUGCUGCAAUAUCUUGGAUUGGAUAAUAACUCAUUCGAUGGGAGCAUACCUCAAACUCUGAGUAACUUAAAAGGUCUAACUGCACUCAGUCUGUCCAUGAAUAAAUUAACUGGUGCUAUCCCAAGUAACAUUGGAACUAUCCAAGAUCUUCAAGUGUUGUAUCUGGCACACAACAACUUGUCAGGGCCAAUCCCUUCACUCCUACAGAAUUUGACAGCAUUAUCAGAAUUAGAUCUUUCCUUCAACAAUCUGCAAGGAGAAGUGCCAAAGGAGGGUAUCUUCCGAUAUUCGACUAACUUUUCAAUCAUUGGGAACAGUGAGCUUUGUGGUGGAUUACCUCAACUUCAUUUAGCUCCAUGCCAGACAAGUCCCAUGAAAAAGAACAGAAAAGGGCAGUUGAAGCAUCUUAAAAUAGCUCUAGCAACAACUGGUGCACUAUUGAUCUUAGCUUUCUUUAUUGGACUCCUUCAGUUUAUUAAGAACAAACUUAAACGAAAUCGUAACCAACCCUUACCACCAAUAGUUGAGGAACAGUAUGGAAGAGUUUCUUACCAUGCAUUAGCAAAUGGGACGAAUGGAUUUUCAGAAGCCAAUUUGCUUGGUAAAGGAAGCUUUGGGGCGGUCUACAAAUGCACUUUGCAGCCUGAGGAAACUGUUACCGCAGUGAAAGUUUUUAACCUUCAACAAUCUGGAUCCGCUAAAAGUUUUGUGGCUGAAUGUGAAGCAUUGAGAAUGGUGCGUCACCGUUGUCUCAUUAAAAUCAUCACGUGCUGCUCAAGCAUGAAUCACCAAGGUCAAGAGUUUAAGGCAUUAGUUUUUGAGUUCAUGCCAAAUGGUAGCUUAGAAGGUUGGCUUCAUCCAAAUUCUGAUAUUCUUACUAUGACAAAUACUCUAAGCCUAGUACAAAGGCUAGACAUUGCUGUAGAUAUCAUGGAUGCUUUGAACUAUCUUCAUAAUCAAUGUCAGCCACCAAUUGCUCAUUGCGAUCUCAAGCCAAGCAACAUCCUUCUUGCAGAAGACAUGAGUGCUCGAGUUGGAGACUUCGGCAUAUCACGAAUUCUUCCAGAAAAUGCAAGUAAAAUCCUGCAAAAUUCAAAUAGCACGAUUGGAAUAAGAGGCUCAGUUGGUUAUGUUGCUCCAGAGUAUGCUGAAGGCUCUACUGUCUCAACUAUUGGUGAUGUGUAUAGUCUCGGUAUAUUAUUGCUUGAGAUGUUUACUGGAAGGAGCCCCACAGAUGACAUGUUCGGAGACACAGUAGAUUUGCAUAAUUAUGCCGAGCAUGCGCUCAGCGAAAGAAUCUUAGAUAUUGUUGAUUCAACAAUCUGGCUGCAUGUAGAGUCAACGGAUAGUAUUAUAAGGAGCAGAAUUAAGGAUUGCUUGGUUUCUGUCUUCAGGCUUGCCAUAUCCUGCUCACAGCUUCGUCCAGGGAAUCGAACAGUGAUGAGCGAUGCAGCAGCAGAGAUGCACGCCAUCAGAGAUACAUACCACAUUUUUUGCUGCUAGCUUGGCAUCAAACAAUGGAUUUACAGUCAUUUGCAGGCGCAGGGGUCAAGGAUGGAGGUAGACAGGAUAUGCUAUAGAUGUACCUGAAAUAAAUAAAGCCAUAAUAUGCUCAGAUUCGUUGUUCUUUCCGUAAGAUUGACAACGAAAAGUUAUGUUGAUUUUACCUUAUUAAUAACAUAUUCCAUGUU